GAACAGUACGCUUACAUGCUCGAGUUGAAGCGUACGUUCGAUGCAAAGGGACACUGCUUGCUGGAGAUGCCUUCGGGGACGGGCAAAACGACCACCCUGCUGUCGCUAAUUGUGGCCUACAUCAUGGAGAACCCGCACAUCGUACGUAAGCUGAUCUACUGCUCGCGUACCGUGCCCGAGAUCGAGAAGGUUAUUGCCGAGUUGAAGCAUCUGAUGAACUACUACGAAAAGCAGACCGGCGAAAUGCCAAACAUCACCGGGCUGGUGCUGAGUUCGCGCAAGAACAUGUGCAUCCACCCGGAAGUGAGCCGCGAGCGGGAGGGCAAGAUUGUCGAUGCACGUUGCUACGGCAUGACGGCCAGCUACGUGCGGGAUCGCGCGGCCCACGACGCAACGGCACCGGUCUGCCAGUACUUUGAAGGGUUCCAGGCGGAAGGCAAAGAGAGUCUGCUGCCGCCGGGAGUUUACUCGAUCGACGAUCUGAAGGAGUUUGGCCGGGAACGAAACUGGUGUCCGUACUUUUUGUCCCGAUUUGCCAUCAAUCAGGCCCACGUUGUCGUGUACAGCUAUUACUAUCUGCUCGACCCGAAGGUGGCCGAAGUGGUGUCCAAGGAGCUGACGCGCGAAUCGGUCGUCGUGUGCGAUGAGGCACAUAACAUCGACAAUGUCUGCGUGGAUUCGAUGAGCGUUAAAAUCAACAAACGAUUAAUCGAGCGGAGCACCACCGGUAUCCACCAGCUGGAGCGCCAGAUUUCGGAGUUGAAAGAGGAUGAUAAGCGGCGACUAAACGAAGAGUACUUCCGAUUGGUGCAGGGCCUCAAGGAUGCUUCAUUCUCGCGCGAAACCGACAUGGUACUGGCAAACCCGGUGCUACCGAACGAAAUUCUGCGUGAAGUGGUGCCGGGCAACAUCCGCAAUGCGGACCAUUUCCUUAGCUUCCUAAAGCGUUUCAUCGAGUACAUCAAGUCACGGUUGCGUGUGCAGCACGUGGUGCAGGAGAGUCCGGCCGGCUUCUUGCGUGACGUACAGCGUCAGGUGUGCAUCGAACGCAAACCGCUGCGCUUCUGUGCCGAUCGGUUGCAGUCGCUGCUCCGAACACUCGAGAUUACCGAUCUGAGCGAGUAUGGGCCACUGUCGGUGAUUACAUCGUUCGCGACACUUGUGUCAACAUACACCAAGGGCUUCACGAUUAUUAUUGAACCCUUCGACGAUAAAACACCGACCGUGCCGAAUCCGAUUCUGCACUUUAGCUGCCUGGAUUCGUCGAUCGCGAUGAAACCAAUCUUUCAGCGCUUCCAGAGUGUGGUCAUCACGUCCGGCACGCUGUCGCCGAUGGAUAUGUAUCCGAAGAUACUGGACUUUGAGCCGGUUGUGAUGAGCUCGUUCACGAUGACACUGGCCCGGCCCUGUCUGCUACCGAUGAUUGUAGCCCGUGGCAACGAUCAGGUUGCCAUUUCAUCGCGUUUCGAAACGCGUGAAGAUACGGCCGUGACACGCAACUACGGUCAGCUGUUGGUGGAAACUGCCAAAACGGUUCCGGACGGUAUCGUUUGCUUCUUCACUUCGUACCUCUAUCUUGAGUCGGUCGUCGCGUCCUGGUACGAUCAGGGCAUUAUCGAUACGCUGCUGCGCUACAAACUGCUGUUCAUCGAGACGCAAGACAACGCCGAAACAUCGUACGCCCUGAUGAACUACGUGAAGGCGUGCGAGUGUGGUCGCGGAGCGGUGCUCCUUGCGGUCGCUCGAGGGAAAGUGUCCGAAGGUGUCGAUUUCGACCACCAUCUUGGACGGGCCGUGCUGAUGUUUGGCAUUCCGUACGUGUACACUCAGUCACGCAUCCUUAAGGCGCGCCUCAAUUAUCUGCGCGAUCAGUUCCAGAUCCGCGAGAACGAUUUUCUCACCUUCGACGCACUGCGCCACGCAGCACAGUGUGUCGGUCGUGCCAUUCGUGGCAAAACCGACUACGGUAUUAUGAUUUUCGCCGAUAAGCGUUUUUCGCGGCAGGAUAAGCGUGGCAAGCUACCCAAAUGGAUACAGGAACAUCUCACCGACAAUCUUAGCAAUCUGAGCACGGAGGAAUCGAUGCAGCUUGCCAAACGAUGGUUACGGCAAAUGGCGCAACCAUUCACUCGCGAGGAUCAGCUGGGUGUUUCGUUGCUCACCCUGGAGCAGCUACAAAGCAUGGAGCGCGAGAAGCUGGAGAAGCAGGCCCAAGGCAAAAAGUAG
Molecule: messenger RNA, 2226 nt
Organism: Anopheles cruzii
Lineage: Eukaryota; Metazoa; Arthropoda; Insecta; Diptera; Culicidae
Gene: Xpd
Product: general transcription and DNA repair factor IIH helicase subunit XPD
Exons: 5
Coding region: 16-2226 (736 amino acids)
Biological process (GO): transcription by RNA polymerase II; positive regulation of mitotic recombination; nucleotide-excision repair
Cellular component (GO): nucleus
Molecular function (GO): DNA helicase activity; damaged DNA binding; hydrolase activity, acting on acid anhydrides, in phosphorus-containing anhydrides
Source: RefSeq, a predicted model, not a curated record